GUUGUGGGUUUUCGACAGCAUAAUUUAAGACGUCGUAGCAAUGGCCUGCAUCGGGUGUAUCCCGAUAGUAACGACGAUCGACAAUUGGAAGAGGAAGAUGAAAUGAACGAGAUAUUACCAUUUGCUUAUAUAAGACAAGUGGUUAAAGCUGGAGAUGAGGGAGUAGCCGUUGCUUAUG
Molecule: messenger RNA, 178 nt
Organism: Acaulospora colombiana
Lineage: Eukaryota; Fungi; Glomeromycota; Glomeromycetes; Diversisporales; Acaulosporaceae
Source: the annotation of a GenBank genome assembly